AAGGAAAAGCUGUCCGUUUCACUUUUUGGAUACCGAACCAGAGGGAUAGCCCAGAGGAUUGAAGGGAAGUGUUAGAACGGUUGGAAGUGUUGAUCUGUGUAUAUUAGCUGGCAAGCUAACGUUACGUUAGCUGUGGCGUUCUCUCAAAUACCGUGUGUUUUAUAUUGGCUAGCAGACCUCUGUGUGAACAUUUAUAGACUUAAGGUAAGGUAAGAAGCAGACGAGGAGCUGUCGCAUCUCUAACUGAUUAUAAUAACGUGUGUAUCUUUCGAGAUGCCCUUCAGUUGUGGAGGGGGACGUUGCUUAGCUUGCUGCCAAUAGAUUAAGCCAGGAUAGCCUCGAUAACUCUUGCUUCACAACAAACUACUGUAGCCUUAGUCAGCUAAACUAACAUUUUCAAUCUGGCUAUUUAAUAUUGCAAUGGAGCUUUGCCUUGGGGCAAGAAGUGGUAAGAGACGCGAUGCGGGUCAGCGUCUGGCAGUUUAUUAGUCUACGUGGAGUCUUUCAUUGAAGCAUGAUUAGCCGGCUGCCAAUCAUUUGGGUGGAAAUCCACCUAGCUGAAUAUCUAGUUGACGUGAGCUAUCCCAUGAGCUCACUAGUUACAUUGUUUCAGCCAAGCUUCACAGGAAGGAAGCCAAAUCAGCAUUCGGUGGGGAUAGAUACAUUGUAUAUAGUAAUGUGAUCAACUGAACAAUAAUGUCUAGUUUUAGCACGGUAGUUGCUACAUUUUGGAACAAGCCUGUAGUUUUCACUUUUCACCGGGCUGGAUGCUAGCUGCCGCCAAAGCAAUAUUCAUUCACGCCCUCCCCCUAUGUUAAAGUGAUGUUGUAGUCCGGUUUCACCUCUGUCAUCACACAUCACAUGGAUGUCUACUUGUUCGUGCAUGAUGUGGAAUAUAUGUGAUUACAGAUUAUUUGUCAAAAUGUCUCUGCACACUUACAAUUCAAAUGAGUUCACCACUGGCUCUGCAGUAAUUAUAUAGUUACGCAAUUACAGCUCAAUACUCUUAUAUUCAAUGUAUGCAUUGUGAAUACGAUAUUAUGGUAAAUGUCUGCCUAAACAUCCACACAGUAAAUGUUUUCAGUUGCAUUCUCGUUGAUCUGUCACUUCUGUUAAAGCGUUAUCAAGUAGUGAGUUUAGACUAGAGGCCUUCAUUUGAAACCAGCUACUAUCCUAAAUCUCUUUUAAUUAUUCAGUAGGGUCUUACGUAAACUGAACAGAGCUGAUGCCAUUACAUUAAGGUGGGAAAGGUGACUGGCAUUUCUUUAAUCUGCAAUGCAUAUGACUGUCUCUCGAGUCAAAGAUAAAUCCUUAUCCUAGAUCCAGUUGCAUCUGAUAACAGAAUUUAACUCUGUGCCGGUAAUCUUUAGUAAUGAAUGCCAAACUUUAUGAAUGGAGAUAGCACAUCUGUGAUAUUCAGUGGUAUUUGCCUCUGGCAGCUUUGUAAGAUGUUUGUUUACAGUAACAAGGAGAGAGUUCAAAAUCAAGCUAGAAUUGAGAAACGCAUAUACAAACAUAUUUAAAAUAGCCAAAUAGUUUUGACAGUGGGAAAAAAAAAGUGGUUUGAAACCUGUACUACAGAAUUAACCCACGAAGGGGUGGGGGUAGUGAAUGCACCAGCUGUUAUUGAGAGCAAUGACCUGUCUGACUUAGUCCCUGUGUGUGUGCCAUUUCUCCUUGGCAACUGUGGGGGAUUCCCCACCUCUUACUGGUAAUGUUUACUUACCUUAUAGCUUUCUGUUAACUUGCACUGAACUUGGGCUGUGUCUAUUUUUGUUUUCCUUGGAACCUUCAUACUCCCUAGAGGAAAUUGUUGGAUUGGUAUAAACCACUCGUAGACUUCAAUGAGGAACUAGACCAGUAAAAAAGACGGUGUGGUUUCGUGGCUGUGUUGCUUCUCACCCGUAGCCUCUAAUGUGAAGUGUAGCUGAAGAAUACAGUGUAAUGGUCGGGAGUCUUGCCUCGUUCGGCAUCAAUAGUGGGCCACUCUGUGCUUCCGGAAGCCUGUGUGUGUGCAAGACAAAGGCUGGACCUCUUUGAAUGCAGGGCUGAGAUUUUGGAGUGAUACUUCAUCGAUCACCACCUUUCAAUGGCUGGGGCCACUGCUGGAAGUUUCAGUUCACAUUUGGACUCCAAGACCCACCUUGAACAGCUUGAUCUUUGCGCCAGAGUUUUCCUCAAUGCGUUCAACCCUAGGAUCCCAAGAGUACAGCCACCGCUGGAAGACAGAAUCUUCCCCACGCAGCAAGUCGCUGCAGUGUACAGCGUCCAGAGACCUCCCGGCCCCCCCUACACAGCACAUGACAUCGGCAAGGCCCACCCCAACCUAGCGGCCACACCGCCAGGCCACGCCUCGUCUCCCGGCCUCUCUCAGGUAUCAGUGUCCUCAGUGUCCACUGCGCAUCUGUAUGGCCAUCCUAAGAGCUGGGAGGCAGGAGGAGGGUCUCCGUACAGCUCUGGGCAGAAUGCAGGCACCACCCAGCUGGUGUACUCCCCGCCGACGCAGCCAAUGAACGCACAGCCUCAGAGCCGCCCGUAUGCGCCCGGGCCUCGUCCUACCCACCACCAGGGAGGAUUCAGACCCAUUCAGUUUUUUCAGAGGACCCAAAUGCAAACGGCGCGGCCCACCAUUCCAAACAACAACCCUUCCAUCAGGCCGGCCUCCCAGAACCCCACGGCCGUCUACAACCAUAACCAGCCCAUCAUGAUGACCAUGACGGCCAUGCCCUUCCCCUCGCCGCAGGCCCCACAGUACUACAUCCCACAGUACCGCCACAGUACCCCAUAUGUGGGCCCUCCGCAGCAGUACUCAGUGCAGCCCACGGGUCCCAGUACCUUCUACCCCGGGCCCAGUCCAGGGGAGUUCCCCACGCCAUAUGCCCCCUCCUACUAUCCUGGACAGCCUGUGUACACCCCCUCACAACCCAUAAUAGUGCCUACACCACAGCAACCUCCACCUGCCAAGAGGGAGAAGAAAACAUCCUCCAAGAUCCGUAUCCGAGAUCCCAACCAGGGCGGCAAGGACAUCACGGAGGAAAUCAUGUCCGGGGUCGGUGGGAGCCGUAACCCGACCCCACCUGUCGGAAGACCCUCCUCCACCCCCACACCUCCACAGCAGCUGGGCAGCCAGGUUUCGGAUCACGGACCCGUCAUGUAUAACGUGGACACUCCCGCUCCCGCUCCUGCCAUCGCACUCAGCCACGCUCCCCCCGUUGACUUGAAACCAGAUGACAAGCCAAAAUUGGAGCCCGCAGUGCUCAAGUCUUCAUCCCCAGGGCUGCGGCAACCAGACCCUCCAUCAGAGCAAAGGGACGUCAGAGGCCCUCUCCCACCCCACGAACCCUCCUCUUCCUCCUCCUCCACCGCCACCACCUCCCCCUCCACUUCCGUGUCUGCCCCCUCCUCCUCCCCCUCUUCAUCUGAGAAACCUGAGCUUCCCGCCAGUAGCCCGGAGGUGGCCCCUUCCUCCUCCUCCUCCUCCUCCUCCUCCUCCUCCUCCUCCUCCUCCUCCUCGAUAGCCCCAGCUUCAGGCCCGGGUCCUACUCUUGUCAUUAAACCAGAGCCCACAGCUCAGACCCCCCCUGAGCCUGCUUCCUGCUCUGAGGAGCCCAGACCUGCCCCAUUGGCCCUGAGCUUGAACCUCCAGAGAACCUCUCAGCCCGAGGGUGGCCCCCACCCCACUGACCUGGCCCCCAUCAGUCCCGCGGUGUCCCCUUCUCCUUGCCCAGUCCUCAAGGCUGUUAAUGGACUUGCUGAUGCAGACACUUCUGCUGCCCCCAUGGCCACUACCACCACCACAAGCACCAUCGCUGCUGCUGCUGCUGCUCCUUCUGCACCCUCUCUGUGCAACAGCUCCAGCCCCCAGCCCUCCGAGGCUCCCCAGCUGCCUGCCCUUGGCCGGGCUAGCCCAGCUCAACUGGCCCCGGAGCCCGAGUCGAGUCUCAGCACCCAGGGCCCCAAGGAGCCCGACACCACGCCGGUGCCCAAGGAGAGCCCUGAGGCUGCUGCAGAGCCUGCUGCUCCUAUGGUUCCUACUCCACCCAUCUCCUCCACAAACACUUCCACCAUCGCUGCUGCUGCUGCUGCUGUCGUCGCUGCUGCUGCUCCUGUUGCUGCUCCUGUUGCCGCUCCUGUUGCCGCUCCUGUUGCCGCUCCCCCCGGCCUGCAGCCCCCACCGGGCCUGCCCAUCCCACAGGCAGUAGCCCAGGCCAAGAGGCCCACAGAGGUCACGGAGGCUCCCAAGGCUGGGAGAGAAGCAGUGGUCACACCGGAAGACAAGGCCGAAGCUCAGCUACAGAUGUCGAGAAAAAGCUCAAAUCAAGCUACACCUAGUGCACCAAAGACCUGGACGAAGCCAAAAGAGGAGCUUUCUGCAGGACCUGUCUGUGCGGACAGAGAGGAGGAAGCACUGGAGGAAGCGCAGGAGGGUGCAUCUGCCGAGGUCGUGGAGAAGGCCAGCCCCAGCCCACCUCCCGUGGAGGUAAAUGCUGAGGCUGAGAAGAAGGAGAAGGAGCAGCCGGUGGCCUCAUCGUCUCCGUCUCCAUCUCCAUCUCCAUCUCCAUCAGCAGCGGCAGUGGUGGUGGAGGAGAACGGCGAGCAAGAGCCGGAGCCGUUGAGAAACGGAGCCGAGCACACGUCCGAGACGGACAGCAGCAACAGCGGCCUCACGCCAGGCCCCGGGGACGACUCCGCUGACCCUCUCGCACAGCCAGUUGAAGAGGACAAGAAGAAGCAGUAUAACCGGGACUUCCUGCUGGGCUUCCAGUUCAUGCCCGCCUGCGUGCAGAAACCAGAGGGCCUGCCGCCCAUCUCUGACGUGGUUCUGGACAAGGUUAACCAGAACAAGGUGCCACAGCGACAGGAACAGCGGCAGGAUCAGCGGGUCAUCUCACGAGGGCCAGAUUUCACCCCAGCCUUCGCUGACUUCAGCAGGCAGACACCAGGAAGCAGAGGAGCACCGAUGCUGAAUGUGGGUGGCCAACGGCGGCCCCCGCCACGUAAGAUCAUCAUGAACGUGUCGGUGGACGAGGUGCAGCUGAAGAAGUCCGAGAACGCCUGGAAGCCCGGCCUGAAGAGGGAGGUGACUGGAGGAGGCGCUGUGGAGGACCCUGACAUGACCAAAACACAGGACCUCUUCCGUAAGGUGCGCAGCAUCCUGAACAAGCUGACGCCGCAGAUGUUCAACCAGCUGAUGAAGCAGGUGACGGAGCUCACCAUCGACACAGAGGAGCGUCUCAAGGGCGUCAUCGACCUCGUCUUCGAGAAGGCCAUCGAUGAGCCCAGCUUCUCAGUUGCCUACGGCAACAUGUGCCGCUGCCUCGCCACACUGAAAGUGCCAAUGGCAGACAAGCCUAACGGCACAGUGAACUUCCGCAAGCUGCUGCUGAACCGCUGUCAGAAGGAGUUUGAGCAGGGCAAAGUGGACGACGACGCCUUCGAGAAGAAGCAGAAAGAGCUGGAAUCUGCUGCCUCGGCCAGCGAGCGGGAUCACCUGCAGGCCGAGCUGGAGGAGGCCAAGGACAAGGCGCGCCGACGCUCCAUCGGCAACAUCAGGUUCAUCGGCGAGCUCUUCAAGCUGAAGAUGCUGACCGAAGCCAUCAUGCACGACUGCGUGGUCAAGCUGCUCAAGAACCACGACGAGGAGAGUCUGGAGUGCCUCUGCCGCCUGCUCACCACCAUCGGCAAGGACCUGGACUUUGAGAAGGCCAAGGGUCAGAGAACAAGAGGGACACAGGUGGAGCCCCGGAUGGAUCAGUAUUUUAACCAGAUGGAGAAGAUUGUCAAAGAGCGGAAGACAUCUUCCCGCAUACGCUUUAUGCUGCAGGAUAUCAUCGAUCUGAGACUGCACAACUGGGUGUCACGCCGAGCCGACCAGGGCCCCAAGACCAUUGAGCAGAUCCACAAGGAUGCCAAGAUCGAGGAGCAGGAGGAGCAGAGGAAGGUCCAGCAGCAGCUCCUGUCGAAGGACAGCAAUAAGAGAAGACCAGUGGUGCAAAGAGAAGUGGUGCAAAGAGAAGAGACCUGGAACACUGUGCCCAUGACUAAGAACAGCAGGACAAUAGACCCCAGCAAGAUCCCCAAAAUCUCUAAGCCUACCCUAGAUGAUAAGAUCCAGCUGGGUCCCCGGGCAGGAGCCCUGAACUGGAUGAAGGGCAGCAGUGGGGGAGCUGGAGCCAAGGCCAGCGAGUCGGACGUGUCCAGGACCAGUGCCAGUAGUCUGAACCGCUACUCCGCCCUGCAGUCCUCCAGCUCUCAGGCCCCCAGCAGCACCUCCCCCCCCACGGAGGUGGACUCCAGGAGGAGCCUCAGCAGCCGCGGCAGCUCUGGGCGAGAGCGCAACGACAAGCCGGCGAGCUCGGCCCCAUCCCGUCCUGGGUCCCUCUCUCUGGGUGGCAGCGGGGGCAGUAAGGAGGCCUCAGACGAGCUGUCACAGGAGGACCCCCGCAGGGAGGCCUCCGACUCACCCAAACUUCAGGGCGGCGACAAGGCCAAGUCUGACCGCAGUCGCUCCAGGGACUCAGUAAAAGUUGAAACCCCAGCCAGCCUCUCUCCUGACAAGCCUGCCCUGUCAGAGGAGGAGAUGGAGAGGAGGUGCAAAGCCAUCAUUGAUGAGUUUCUGCACAUCAAUGAUUCUAAGGAGGCGGUGCAGUGUGUGGAGGAGAUGGAGCAGGCGUCCGUGCUGCACGUGUUUGUGCGGGUGGGGGUGGAGUCGACGCUGGAGCGCAGCCAGCUCACCCGAGACCACAUGGGUCAGCUCUUCCACCAGCUGGUGCAGGCUGGGACCCUCUCCAAACCUCAGUUCUUUAAAGGGUUCUCUGACACCCUGGAGCUAGCAGAUGAUAUGGCCAUUGACAUUCCCCAUAUAUGGCUGUAUCUGGCGGAGCUGGUCAACCCCAUGUUCCGAGAAGGAGGAAUCUCUAUGAGAGAAUUAUUUAGUGAAUUUAGCAAACCUUUACUCCCUGUGGGAAGAGCUGGGAUAUUAUUUUCUGAAAUAUUGCACCUUCUAUGCAAACAAAUGAGCCAUAGGAAAGUGGGGGCCUUAUGGAGGGAAUCAGGACUGAGUUGGGCAGAUUUCCUACCGGAGGGCUCCGAUGAGCAAAGCUUUAUUGCUGAGCAGAAACUAGAGUUUACCCUAUCGGAGAGCUUGAGCCUCACCGAAGCCCCUUCGAAGAAAACACUUUCGCCUGAGGAGCUGAACAAACAACUUGAAAAACUACUCCUAGAGGACAUGGCCGGCGAUGAACAAAUCUUCGACUGGGUAGAGGCCAAUCUGGAUGAAGCUGAGAUGAGCUCCCCCCCCUUCCUGAGAGCUUUAAUGACUGCUGUGUUCAAGGCAGCAGUGAAAUGGGAAGCCUCCUCCUGUCGAGUGGACACAGCCAUCAUCCAGAAGAGGUUGCCUGUAUUACUCAAGUACCUUAACUCGGACACAGAGCGCCAGUUGCAAGCACUUUAUGCACUUCAAGCAUUGAUAGUUAAACUGGACCAGCCUCCAAACUUGCUCCGGAUGUUCUUUGACUGUUUGUAUGACGAGGACGUGAUCUCGGAGGACGCGUUCUACAAAUGGGAGACGAGCAAAGACCCUGCUGAGCAGCUGGGCAAGGGCGUGGCCCUCAAGUCUGUCACCGCCUUCUUCACUUGGCUGCGCGAGGCUGAGGAGGAGUCAGAGGACAAUUGACAAAGGGCUGUAGGACAAAAAAGGAAAAAAACAAACAAAAACAAAAAAAACAAUAGGAAAAGAAAAUGGACCUGUUUGCCAAUUUAGUGCUAAAAGGACAAUGGUCGCUGCAAAAGAUAACUGCAUUAUCUAAAACAAAACAAAAAAAACGUAACAAAGCCACACAUAUGCAUCGGCUGGCAGAGAGGAAGAGGAUGAUGGCGAUGAAGGGUGAGAGGUUUAUGGUACGGUUUUCCACUCCCGCAACGACGUGACUUAACUUUGUUGGAGCACUAAAAAAAAAAAGAAGAAAAAAAGAAAAAAAACAUGUAUUAUUUAUAGAACUAUUUCAGUUAAAAAGUUUUAAAUUUUCUUUCUUUUGUUACUUUUUAAGAAAAAAAAAGACUUUAAUAAUACGAAAAAACAUGCUACAAAGGAAAAAAAACAUCAGUUCAGACUCUUUAAUUUAUUUUUUUUAAGAACUGCAGAUAUGAAAUGUAUUUAACAUUUGCAGGUGGUCAGAAUGUGAAGGCGUUGGAGGAUAUAGAAAUAAUGAAUUAAAAUUAUGUUAAUAAUAUUAAUGAUUAAUAAUUAUGGUAAAAGUUGUUCUAAACAGCCUCCCUAAUUUACCAGUUGUUCGGUUGUGAACACGCGACGCCUCUGUGGCAAAGGAGGGGUACUAGGGAGGAUUCAUGGUUUAGCACGUCAAAAAGUUUAAGGUUAUCGAGGGGAUAACCACACAAAUCCCUUCUGCUUUAGCUUGCUCUACGACACUUAUAAUCCGGCAGAGUGGCAGAACUAUGCAUUCAGGAGACUACAACAGGCCGUGAAUCAACAACAAAACAUUUGAAUGAAUGGAAUUAAAAGAGCAAGCAUCUUGUACAAAAACACUAAGAGAUGAUGCUGAACCUAAAGUGCUUGUAAUUCUUCAUACUGAUAGAGCAAAUCUAAAGCUUGUAAAUAAAUGAAAAAAAGAAAUAAAAAACAAAACCAA
Molecule: messenger RNA, 8648 nt
Organism: Clupea harengus (Atlantic herring)
Lineage: Eukaryota; Metazoa; Chordata; Actinopteri; Clupeiformes; Clupeidae
Gene: eif4g3b
Product: eukaryotic translation initiation factor 4 gamma, 3b
Cellular component (GO): eukaryotic translation initiation factor 4F complex
Molecular function (GO): mRNA binding; protein binding; translation initiation factor activity
Source: RefSeq, a predicted model, not a curated record